Messenger RNA from Rubroshorea leprosula, 1993 nucleotides. The record is from the annotation of a GenBank genome assembly. NCBI's taxonomy places the organism in Eukaryota, Viridiplantae, Streptophyta, Magnoliopsida, Malvales, Dipterocarpaceae.
UGCUAGGGUUUUAGCUUGGUUGCUUCAAUGGCGAUGGAGGCUAAAACCGUUCGAUUCCUCUUUCCGGUGAGAUCCUUUCGAUUCCCUCCUCACCGAUCUAGAACAUGCCUCUCUCUUUCUCCUCUGACCUCUCCGAACCACUGGUGAAGAAGCUGAACUUGAAUGAUUGUUGGUUCGUAGACACUGCAGCGCGGUUUAAGCCACCGAAUGAGAAAUCAAAUGAAGCUUUGAGCUCAGAGAUGGUCAAAAUCGGUUCUCAUGAGUUGAAUAUAAAGUCUCAUUUUAGAGAUUAGGCUUUGCUAGUUAGUUAGGAUACUCUCGCAUUUUUUUUUUUCAGAGAUUGAAGUUGCAUUUGAGUUUUAGAUGAGGUGCAUACCUAUAUUCUUGUCGAGAGGUGGCUCAAGUCGAGCAUAGCAGUGCAGUAGAUUCCAUUUUUCAAGAACCUAUUCAUGUGGUUAGCAGCUUUCCUUCUCUUCUCUUACUGCAUCGAUCUAAAGAUAAAUUGAUGUGCAUGUUCUGCGUGUUUCUAUAUGUGUUUUGAGAUUUGGUGUUGAUCUCAGUUUUUUGAGAGUUUUGAGCCACUUGUCGGUGUUUAUAAUUGUAUGCUCUAUGUUUUAUUAUAGCAAUCUGCUCAAUGAUUUAAUAAGGCUGAUUCUUUCUCACAUCAAAUUUCUGUCAAAUUUUCGUAUUAAUUGCUGGGAAUCUAUUAUUAAUUAUUCUUAAAAUCUCCUAUCAAUAGAUUUUUCAUGCAUUGCAUUGAUCACAUAAGUCAAAUUUUCAAUGUUGCCUUAGGAUCAUUGAGAUCUGUACAGAAAAGUGUCCUUGUCUGUUUGUGUACUUGUCUUAAAAAUUACUGGUUCUGGCCUAUUAGCGCUGAGUGAUUUCAGUCUGAUAGUGAAGUGAAGAGAACAAUGAAGCUUUUGCUUAUGUUAAGUUUAUUGGCAUUGGAGUUCAGCUGCCUGCCUCAAAUCACAUUCAGGUGGGCCAACAAUAAAGACGCUGGUGAAGGCUUUGAUGAGAUUUCCAACAUGAGCCUUGGACUUUUACCCAUCUUGUGCAACUUUAUUACUAAUUAAGGCUAUUUGUCUGUGAUCACAGCUUUUGUUUGUUCCACAGGUGACGUUUCCCCACAUAUCGAUGUUGUAGAUAAUGUAACACAAUACUUCCUAGAGAAAAGCUAAUUUGGUCUUCUACUACCUCAGUGCACCUGGUUUUCCAUCUGAUUUUUAUGUUAAAAGGCCUUGUGCAUAAAGAACUCAAACUUCUCUCACAUUUCUAGCAAGACAUUGGAGCCAAGGAUUCACCAUUAAGGGAAAUCAGUAUUCAUCUGUUGGCCUUUAUUAGCCAGGGAACUCAAUGUUUUGGAGAAAGUCCUAGCAGGACUGUCCCUCUAAUGUCUUCCUAUAUAUCCUCAAAGAGGAGCUUGAUUGCUGCAAGAAGCCAUCGUUCGUCAACAGCAGAAAUGGAUGGUGUGCUCUCUUGCCACUUGGUUGUGUGACAAAACCCAAGCUUUCUGUGGUAUCAAGAAUGACUGAUCUUGUGAUCAAAGAUCAGGCAGCUGAAAAUUUCAAAUAUUCCAUUCACAUCUAUAAAUUCAAAUUUCUUCUCCUGAAAUUUGGUGCUGCUAAAAGAGCAUAGGAAUUUGAGAUUUGAAAUUUGUUGAUCUUGCUCAUUUUCCUGAGCUUCCAAUGUCUGAGAUUUUACAUGGUUCACAGGUAUGAUGGUGAUUAAGGUUUCUUUUAUUCACAUUUUGUCAAAUGUUUUGAUAAUGGGAUAUCAAGGAUUAAAGUUUAUAUUAUACCUAAAGCUCAACGAGGUCAAUUUGUUAUAUCCAUAUUGUAUUCUCUGCAGAAAAAAUAUCUUGAUGCUUUUAAUUGAUUGUUGUUUGUAUCCAAGGUUUGAUCUUUGCCCAUGGUUUAAUCUGUGUGUUAGUGUCAGUUGCCCAUCAAAAUACCUGGUUGUCAAUGCUGUAAAAUCAAAAGUUAUACUCUUU